CUCUCUUCUUUUGAUCUGUGUUCACACAGAUUUGAAUGUUUUCUACUCUCUCUUAUUUUGAUCCACGAACACACAUAGAUUUGAAUGUCUUCUACUUUCCCUUUGACUGUAAACCGUGUAUAUCUUUGCGUCCUUUUUUCAUGGUGGGUAUCUGGAUCUUAGAGAGAGAAAGUGGUUCCGCCAUUAACCAAUUACCCAAGAUAUGCAGAAGCUCUACACUGUUUUCUCUCUCUUGGGAUUGAAUGUGGUAUCUUGACCCUCUUCAUCCUUUUUUUGCCUGGUUAUGACAUUUGGAUUCUAGAGAGAGAAAGUGGUUUUGAACGCCAGAGAGAGAAGGUGUUUUCAGCUAUGGAGAAACGGGCAAAGUUCAGCAGAUGCUCCCCAAAAGUGCCACCGACCGCCAAGAAGAAACCCAACCAGAGGAAGCCAUUAGAGGACCUCAACAACCCCACUCUCUCUCUAGACGCCCCCAAAGGUUGCUUAAGCUUUUUUCUUCCAAACUCCUCCAAAACUACCCUUCCAAGAUCAAAAUCACUCCCCAGAAACCCUAAUUCACUAUCCCCACACUGUAGAGCAUCAUCCCAGAAAAAUGGUCCAAACACAGUUCACAAAUCCAAGACCGUUUUGAAUCAGUCCCAUGAAAAUGGUCCAAUACGAAAAGUUCAGGACACUGCUAAUGCCCUAAAGUCCCAUGAAAAUGGAAAACUUCUCUCCAAGAAUUUCCCAAACCUCCCCUACAGAUAUGGCUCACAGUCUAGUUCUCAGAACCCAUCUAGUGAUUCCAAGCACCAUGAAAAUGGUGAAAUUUCAGCUCCUGAAACUAACUCUAGAGAUAUACACCCAAUUUCUGAGGACCCAAACCCACCCAACAAAAAUGGCACAAAAUCCGAUCUAAAAGACCCAAAUACUAUAACUUCAAAUUCCAGUGUCCCAGACCAGUUCCAUGAAAAUUGUGAACUACCCAUUUCGCAAAGGCCAAUUGGAGCUGACGAAAGCUGCCAUGAAGGUCACUGUAUCGCACCAAUCGUGCAAUUUGAGGGCCUAAAGAUGCAAUCUUUGAUAACCACACCAGCUACCAAGGCCACAGGUAAGCCUCUUGACUCUGGUUCCAGGGCAGUUUCAGUUGAUACACCUGGUUCCAUGAAAAGAAUGUCAUCUACUCCUGCUAAGACCUCAGAAAAAUCAACACCACCUGUAAUGGCUUCUAUAUCCCCUGAGAUACAUAGUGGGUCACUGGUUAUUGGUACACCUGCCAUUUUUGGGGCAGGGCAUGUAGUUGCUAGGGUUAGUGACAGAAGGAAGUGUAAGCCAAGGGGCAUCCUCACUGUUGGGAAAGGGGAUGAAACCUUAGGGUUUUCAGAAGGUUGUGAAAUAAGGGUUUCUUCUCUUCUUGACCCUGAAGAAGCCUCUAUGAAAUGGCUACAGUCCCCUAAAGAAGUGAAAUGUGAUCAGAGUACUAGCCCUAAAAAUGUGACCUACUCUGGAUUUGCAGGUGUCCUUUCCAAUUAUAGGUGUGACCCAUUUCAUGAUAUUCCUUUUUCAACUGGUUUAAAUGCCAAGGAUUGGAGUUUUAAACUAGAUUCAAGUUCUCAAGUAACUGAUCAAAUUGGUGAUCCUAAAAGCAGAUGUUCCAAUACCGAAGGGGCACAUCAAAAUUCUAGGGGUGACCCAUAUCUUGGUCCUCCUUGUCCAUCUGAUAUAAAGGCUAGAGGCAAGAGUUUUGGGCUAGAUCCAGGUUUUCAAGUGAUUGAUCAGUUUGGUGACUCUAAAACUAGUACGACUAAUUCUAAAGGGGUGACCCACAAGAGGGAACCUUCUUCUAAGUGUGAUGUGCCCCUAGUUUCUGAUUACAUGGCAAAAUACCAGAUUUUUUAUUUGGAUUCAAGUCAUCAGCUUGGAAAAUCUUCAAAGAAGGGCCCCAGUUUUGGAGGAAUACCCCAUAAUAGAAGCUCAUCUCCAUUGAGCGACCUAAAGCUGGAUCCUUGUUCAUCUAGUUCUGGUGCCAAAAAUAAUAACUUUGGAGUGAUUUCAGACCGUGUAGAUGUUCACGAAUUCAGUGGUUUUAAAGGUAGGACCUCUAAUUCUGAGUGGGUGCCCUAUAUUAGAGGACUAUCCCCUGUUAGUGAUUUGCAAAUGACCCCAAGUUCAAAUUUAUCAGAAGGUAGUCCACAUGGACUCCGUCCAUCUGGUUCACCAUGGGUUGUGUCUCAAGAGCGAGGAGCCUCUUCUUUUAAGGUGAGAAAUUCAGAUCUGUGCUCAUGUAGCCCUGUGAGAAGACGAUCUGUGUCAGGGGUUCCCUCUCAAGAGAAGACAUCCUCUGGUUUUAGUGAGAGACGGUUAAGUAAUUGCACUGAUAGAGCUACUCGUGGAGACUUAAAAUUCAUUGAAUCUGAUUAUGUACAAGAUGGUUCCACUCAUCGAUAUAAACUUUCACCAGAGAACUCCCCAUUUUCUUGUGAAUCAUCGGGAAAUAGAAACCUUAUUAGAACGCCUUCUCCUGAUAAUUCAUCUGAUUUUCUCCCUUUGCCUGGUUUGAGCUUUGCAUUUUCAUGUCCAUUAACGCCUCAUAACUCAACUGAUCAAUUACGACAUCAGAACUCUUUGAAAGCCCCUUGUAGGCAUGAAUUCAAUGAAGCAUAUUGCGAAGAGGGAGAAUUCUCGAGCCCCACAUAUGAAAGCCUCUCACAGAUGAGGAUCUCAUGGAGAGAAGGGCUGGUUAGCCGGAUUUUCGAGCAGGAUGAGUUGGAUGAAUGGGAUUGGAUGCUUGAAGAGGGGAAAGAGAGUGAUUCUUGUGAAGAAAGUUCAUUUGAGUGCAAAUUAGGAUCUGAUCAGAAGAUCCUGGCCCCACAGUUGGUUGAUUCUUUUGAAUUCAUACAUGAAAAGAGAGAUGACGUGACAGAAUGUGAAUUCGGUAAAUUUAUACGGCCAGUUCCUUGCGCUGAAUCUAUCAGUACCGAGGGAGUCGUGGCAUCGAGUGAUUCAGACUGGAAUUUGUGCUACAAGAACCAGUUGUUUGAAUGAGUGUGGUGCGUUUCUCUCUCAGUGUCGUGUUGAUCAUGUUGUAUGUAAAGUUAAAAAAAAAAAAAAAUUGUUAAUCAUGUUGUAUGCUAUUCAGUUGCUGAAAAGUUGAGGAGAAACACCUCUCUCUCAAUCUCUGGAUACUUUUCUCUUUUUCUAUGUUAAUUUUCUAAAUAAAUAACUUCGUAAUCAAUCAUAAGUGCACAAGAGAAUUUACAAGUUGAAAAAUGCUAGUUAUA
Molecule: messenger RNA, 3257 nt
Organism: Amborella trichopoda
Lineage: Eukaryota; Viridiplantae; Streptophyta; Magnoliopsida; Amborellales; Amborellaceae
Product: GPI-anchored adhesin-like protein
Source: RefSeq, a predicted model, not a curated record